UCAAGUUAAUCGUGAUUUUUUUAAUGUUUUUGUAAUAAUGUAAGUAAAUUUCGAUGAAUUGAUUCAAUUGUAGAGCAUUGAAGAUUCUAGAAAUUCCUAAAAGCCUUCAGUAAAUUUAAUUUUCAAACGCCUACUAAAGACCACGCCUUAUCGCAUGUUCAUCAACAUUUAAAUUUGGAAUUGUUGAUCUUGAUAUGAGCAUGACAUGAUCGGCUAAACUUGUAGGCAGAUUCUCUUCCACCUGAAACCACUUGCUGUUUGUGUGCUUUUUCCAACCAUAGUUAAUGGUAACGUAACCAGCCUGUUUGCCUAAAUAAAUCCUGUAAACCCUUAUUUUAGAUAUUGCAUUUCUGUCCUAACCCAUAACGUAACAAUGAGGAAUACUUUAUGCUGAUGAAUUAAAAUGUGCAGUACCAUACCAGCAAUUAUGAAGGAUCAAAAGAGUUUUGAAGUUAUUGUGCAAGAUUGUGCUGCAGAGAAAAAAGAAGUGGUAGAUAAGCUCUUUCAGAGGUCUGAAGCUCGUCUUGCCGAGUUAGAGAGAAAGAAAUGCGAGAAGGACACAAGAACUUCAGUUUAUGAGCAAACAGAUUAUUUUAAUGCAACUUUCAUUCAGCAAAAGCAGGUGAUUGAAAGAAAACUUUCAGAAGCCCACAAACUUAAUAAAAGCAAUCUAGCCUUGUAUUUUGAUGAAAUUGUAAAAGAUUUCCAAGAUCUUCAAAAAUGUCUUUCCGAUUCCACAUUAUUUUUGCCAACGUAUGAUAUCAAAAAGGCUCAAGAAAAUUUAAAAUCUUUGCAAGAUGAAAUUCAGUCUGUUCAGAAUAAAUUGCUUCCCAAGAAAAAAUUUGCUUUUAAAAAUAAGAAAAAAAUGCAGAAUGGGAUUAAAAUUUUAGAAAAUGUUGAUAAAAAUAAUUUUAGUGAUACCAACGAUUCAUUUUCAAUGGUAAAGCUCUGCGAGUGUGGAUUCAAGAACCUAGCAGAUCAAAAAUUAAUUAAAUUUCGUCCUGAAAUUGAGAAACAAGAUGUUGGAUUACAUCAGUUGCAAAAUUGUUCCGUUCACUUAUAUGGUGCACCUAGCACUGUAUUUAUUAGUGGUUUAAGUAAUUGUCAGAUAUUUGCUGGGCCGGUCUCAACAUCUGUGUUUAUAGAAAAUUGUAGGCAUUGUACUUUUAUUUUUGCUUGUCAGCAACUAAGGGUGCAUAGUUGCUCAGACUGUGCUUUUUAUUUGCAUGUUACUAGUAGAACUAUUAUAGAAGAUUCUAAAGAUUUAGUAUUUGCACCUUAUAAUUGGAAAUAUGAUGGUCAAGAUGAUGAUUUUAUUGUUGCUGGCAUCGAUAAAGAAAACAACAACUGGAAUUCAAUUGAUGAUUUUAAUUGGUUAGUUAUAGGUACACCUUCUCCUAAUUGGUCUUUUCUAGAUGAAGAAAAAAGAAGGUCAUGGAGUUGAUUAACUGUAUUUAGGUAGUGAGAUAUAUUAUAAAAAUGUGAUAUUUUUUAUUUUUUGAUUAUUGUAAUUGUUUGAAAUUUUGCUCAUUAACUGCUAACAAGUCUUUUGUGUAUAUAUACUUACAUAAAGUAGAACAUUCUUCAUCAUAGCUUAAUAACAUGGGUAUUUACUGAGUCUGGGAAAAAUUAUGUGUAUUAUAUUUAUAUAUCAGGGGCUGAAAUUCAGAAUGGAAUGGCAAAAUUCCUCACAUUGGUUUUUGGUCUCUUUGAAAACAAAGCAGGGGGGAGCCACUACCCAUGGCAGAUUUGAGGAUUUCCAUUAAAACAUCAUAAAUCUGCUUCUGUUUGACUUAUGUUGCAAUUAAAAAAA
Uloborus diversus is the source of this 1813-nucleotide messenger RNA. Its product is annotated as tubulin-specific chaperone C-like. The coding region runs from base 404 to 1444 and encodes 346 amino acids. Gene Ontology annotation, biological process: post-chaperonin tubulin folding pathway; tubulin complex assembly. The record is from RefSeq and is a predicted model, not a curated record. The transcript has 3 exons. Gene Ontology annotation, cellular component: cytoplasm. Lineage: Eukaryota; Metazoa; Arthropoda; Arachnida; Araneae; Uloboridae. Gene Ontology annotation, molecular function: tubulin binding.